UCAUUUUUGAUAUUUUGUCCGUUAAAAUAAUAUAAUAUUGAGAUACUAACUAUUGGAUUUUCUGUCAAUUGUAUUCUAUUUUAGUAGCCUACAGGUUAUUUUGUUGAAUAAAACUAAUUAAAGUUAAAACCCACGAUUAAUGUAUUUUUGUCGCUUCGGUGCUCGUAUUGCUUGUAAGUUUCAAUAGUUUCACAUUCCAUAUUUAAUACACCAUACACCCGUACUCCAUUGUUCAUCUUUAUUCACUAAUCACUAUUCACUAUUCAGUCUUUCCGUCCUUCGUUUUCUUUGAACACUUCAAAGUUUCGACUAUUUAAAUACUUAUAACACGUUGCCAUUUGCCACACAAUAAAUUAUUAAUAUUUUAUUUAACUACCUGCCGUUAUAAAGCAAGCAAAAACUUACAACAUGUCUACAAAUACUUUUCGUGUUCGUAAAUUGGCUUCCGUAAACAAUGAGAACCCUAUAAAAAAUAUAAAGAAUAAUCUAGUUACAAAUCGCAAAAAAACAGCUUUGAAAGUGUUGACUAACACUGUACAGUCAACCAAAAAAUCUGAUGGCAAAAGUCUUAAACAAUUAAAGGUAUUGCCUAUGAAAACUUUUGAGACAGAAAUCAAAUGUAAAUCACCAUUACAAGACUUCACCUACGAUCAAAAUGAAGAAUUUAAUCAUUUUGGUUGCACAACACAGGAAAAUGAUGUCUUGCCUCCAAGUAUGACUUGUAACAUUGGAAUGCUAAGUAACUUUUUUGGUGGCAAUAAUAAUGACACAAAUGAUUGGUUUCUUGAAGACUACCAUAAAAUAAUGAUUCAUAAAAUUAAAGAUCAAUUUGAUAAUUUUGGAGAACCGGAAUUUGAAUACUCCUUUCCUUCAUCGCCAAUUAUGGAUUUUCCAGAAAUCAUAUUUGCUUAAGUUAUUUAAGAAUGUGGAUUUUAAUUUUUUUUUUGUGUGUGUGUAUUUAUUUAAAUUUAAUGGUUUUGUUCACAUCAUCUAAUCAAUAUGAUUAAUAUAAGUUUUUAUAUCCGUUAAAUGAAUAUAUAACAAUAUAAAUGACAAAGGAUUAUUUUCCUACACUGAUAUUUUUAAAGACUGCUUCUAUAGAAAAUAUAGUUUUCAUAAUAU
Diuraphis noxia (Russian wheat aphid) is the source of this 1122-nucleotide messenger RNA. RefSeq lists its product as uncharacterized. NCBI's taxonomy places the organism in Eukaryota, Metazoa, Arthropoda, Insecta, Hemiptera, Aphididae. The record is from RefSeq and is a predicted model, not a curated record.